AUGCAGGCAAGGCUUGUAGAUGCUCUCAAUGAAAUACGGAAACGCUAUCCGGACCUUGACCCAGAUACAGAUUCCUACCUUGAGGGUAUUAUAGUCGAAAAUGGAGAACACUUCGAGUCAACUGAUGAAGUUUACGAAGCCAUUGGAGGAUUUCUUGAAAAUUUAGGGGGUAACAAGGAUGUUCGCCAGUGUUGCGUAGAAGUUUACAGUAUUAUUCACCCGCAAGUCAUCUCCAAACUAUGUCAUAGUGUCUUACUUCAUAGGAGUGGGCAUAUCAUUACUCAGGAGCGAUUAGACGAACCAGUUCACAUGGCUGCGCUGGUGAACAACUUCAACGAACGUGUUAUAGAUACCGCAAGCAUCUGGAUGGCUAAACGUGAAAUUUCCAGCGUAGUCCUCCCAAAACAGACCGUCGAUCCGGUAAAACUUGCCAAAGCCGAGGCACGUUCUCGCGAGAAACAGACCAAAAAACUGCAAAACAACGACGCUUCCUCUUCAAAGCAAGUAGAACUAUGUUCUUUACAUACGAUUUUACUACUUAGAACCAGCCUUCACGAGGUAGAAUCAGCCUGUGUUAGUCAACGGUCAGAUCGAAGGGAAAAGUUGUAUACUGCUGGAAUAGCUAAGUUUACCGAUCUCCACGUCGAAAAUUUUGAUAUAUCAUUCGGAAGUCGGGUCCUUCUGCAAAAUGCCAAUUUACAUCUCUCUUUCGGCCAUCGCUACGGUCUCAUUGGACGCAAUGGAUGUGGCAAAACUACGCUUCUUCGGGCUUUGGCAAAUGGUGAUCUUCGAUUGCCUCCAGGUCUAACUGUUCUCCAUGUCGAGCAGGAGGUGGCAGGUGACAACACCCCAGCUAUCGAGAGCGUCCUCCAGGCAGAUACGCAGCGUGCAAAUCUUUUGGCUGAGUUGGCUAAGUUGCGGGCAGGAAAGGAGACUGACGAAACGUUCUCCCGUAUCGCCCAAAUUUUCGAUCAACUCAUCGCUAUUGACGCUGAUAGUGCACCCGCGCGUGCUGCUUCCAUCCUUCAUGGUCUUGGAAUUGAAUCCCAAAAACAAAACUGUCCCACGAAGAAAUUUUCGGGAGGGUGGCGAAUGCGACUGGCUCUGGCAAGAGCUUUGUUUGCGAAACCCGACCUUCUACUUUUGGAUGAACCGACGAACAUGUUGGAUAUGCGUGCUAUGAUCUGGUUGGAGAAUUAUGUCCAGACUUGGAGAGGGAUCAUGGUAGUUGUUUCGCACGAUCAAGCCUUUCUCAAUGCCAUCGCAACGGAUACAAUCCAUCUCACUGCGAAGCGGCUGGAUGUCUAUCGUGGUGACUAUGACGCCUUCGUGAGGGCUCGUGAGGAAAGACUGCUCAACGAGGAACGCGAGUACCUGGCGCAGAAGGCUGAACGCGACCACAUUCAGCAAUUCAUCGAUACCUUCCGCUACAACGCAAAGCGCGCUUCGCUAGUCCAAAGUCGAGUCAAGGCCCUUGAACGAAUGCCAAAGCUGGUGCCUCCCGAAAAAUCCGUCGUGGUUAUUUUCAAGUUUCCUGAGUGUGAAAAGCUUACCCUGCAACCUCUAGUUCAACUGGAGGGUGUCCACUUCCACUAUUUGCCCGAAACGCCUCUACUCGAAGACGUGGACCUUACUGUUCUCUUCAGCUCCCGAAUCUGCGUCGUAGGAGAGAACGGAGCUGGUAAGACCACCCUUCUUCGACUACUUCUGGGAGAUUUGACACCCACAAAAGGACUUCGUCACUGUCAUCGUUCCCUUCGAAUGGCCUACUUUUCACAGCACCAUGUAGAUCAGCUCGAUCUCAAUGUCUCCAGUCUGGAAUUUCUCAUGAAGAAGUUUCCAGGCGAGACGGAACAGCGCUACCGCAGUCAAUUGGCGUCUUUUGAAAUCAGCGAACUUUUGGCUCAGCAACUAAUUAAAAGUCUUUCUGGGGGACAGAAGUCUCGAGUCGCCUUCGCUGCUCUCUGCAUGUUAAGGCCUAACCUAUUGAUCCUGGACGAACCGACCAACCAUCUAGACAUUGAGACAAUCAACGCACUGGCCGAAUCGCUGAAAAAUUUCAGUGGAGGCGUCGUUCUAGCCUCCCACGACGAGCGCCUAAUUGCAUCGGUGUGCACGGAAUGUUGGGUAUGCACCCGCUAUUCUCCAAACGACAAAAAUGACCCCUCGAGGGCCAGUCGUGUAUCCGUUUUGGCUGGCGGACUAGAGGAAUACAAAAAGGCUGUGCAUAGGCAACUGGACGCUGGUGAGACAAGUCGAUAG
Molecule: messenger RNA, 2262 nt
Organism: Echinococcus granulosus
Lineage: Eukaryota; Metazoa; Platyhelminthes; Cestoda; Cyclophyllidea; Taeniidae
Product: ATP-binding cassette sub-family F member 3
Exons: 9
Coding region: 1-2262 (753 amino acids)
Molecular function (GO): ATP binding; ATP hydrolysis activity
Source: RefSeq, a predicted model, not a curated record